Acytostelium subglobosum LB1 is the source of this 1593-nucleotide messenger RNA. RefSeq lists its product as hypothetical. Gene Ontology annotation, molecular function: protein binding. Lineage: Eukaryota; Evosea; Eumycetozoa; Acytosteliales; Acytosteliaceae. The transcript is spliced from 4 exons. Gene Ontology annotation, biological process: ribosomal large subunit assembly. Bases 1 to 1593 code for a protein of 530 amino acids. The record is from RefSeq and is a predicted model, not a curated record. Gene Ontology annotation, cellular component: nucleolus.
AUGUUAGUGUUGUGUGAGUCCUGGGGCUUCAAAACUUGUUAUGGUCUGAGAGGGAAUGUCCGCGAGGAAAUGAACGAUAAACCAGCAAAGAAGAACUUCCCAAAGGGAAAGUAUGGUUUCACAAAGCCUGAGGAGGUACCCUCCACUGUGGCCGAAGCAGAGAAACAGAAACAAGUCGAUAGGCAAUUGAAUGUGAUCGUACAGUUCAAGAAUAAAGACAGUGAUAAUGAUAGCGAGACUACUGGUCCACCCAUAAACAUCUCACAGAAUGUUUCAACUGAACAACUCGAACUAUUAAUCAACAAUCUGUUGAAUAAUGAUGAACCAAUGCCAUACUCAUUCUUUGUUGGAGAUAAUGAGAUUGUGUCUAAUUUGAAGAAUCAUUUGGAGGGACAGUCGGAUGAGACGACCAUCAGUAUAUAUUAUCAGCCUCAGGCUGUGUUUAGGGUGACGCCAGUGACGCGUUGUAGCUCGUCGAUGGAGGGUCAUACAGAGGCUGUGUUAAACAGUGCAUUCAGUCCGGAUGGCACGGGUCUGGCGUCAGUCGGAGGCGAUACAACCCUUAGAAUAUGGGAUAUCAACACUCAGACGCCCAAGCUGACCUGCAAGGGUCACACCAACUGGGUGCUACAGGUGGCAUGGUCACCUGACAACAACAAGAUUGCGACCGCUGGUAUGGAGGGCGACAUCAGGAUAUGGAACCCAACGAAUGGCAAGCAGAUGGGAGCCGUGCUCAAAGGUCACACCAAGUUCAUCACAGGUCUCGCCUGGGAGCCCUUCCACAUCAACCCAAAAUGCACAAGACUGGCAAGCUCAUCAAAGGACUCAACUGUUAAGAUUUGGGAUACAGAGUCGAAUAAGUGUUUGAUGACGUUGUCUGGUCACACGAUGAGCGUCACAUGCAUCAAGUGGAGUGGUGAAGGACUGAUAUAUACAGGCUCACAGGACAGGACGAUCAGAGUGUACAACGCCAAUGAUGGAAAGCUGGUGCGUGUGCUCGAGGGCCAUGCACAUUGGGUGAACACGCUGGCGCUCAACACUGACUAUGUCCUGCGCACAGGACCAUUCGAUCACACGGGCGAGCACAAGGAGACCAUCGAGGCGGCACAACAGCGUGCCCUCGAGCGUUAUGAGGAGGCCAAGAAGUCGAGCGGCAAGCACGGCGGCGAUCUGAUGGUGAGUGGCAGCGACGACUUUACUGUCAUUCUGUGGGCACCCGCCUCGACCAAGACGGCGAUUGCGCGUCUCACUGGCCAUCAGCAGAUCAUCAACCUUGUAUCAUACUCGCCCAACGGCCGAUACUUUGCCAGUGCCUCGUUCGACAAGUCGAUCAAGCUGUGGGAUGGCCAGACCGGCAAGUUCCUGGGCAACUUCCGCGGCCACGUUGGCGCCGUCUACCAGGUAUGCUGGUCGGGUGACAGUCGCUUCCUGGUCAGUGGCAGCAAAGACAGCACACUCAAGAUCUGGGACAUCAGGACCAAGAAGAUGACCAUCGAAUUGCCAGGUCAUGCCGACGAAGUCUACACCGUCGAUUGGAGUCCAAAUGGUGAUAGUGUCGUCUCUGGAUCAAAGGAUCGUCUUUUGAAAAUGUAA